AUGAUGAAAUCAACUACCUUGGCCAAUACGAAAGCCGUUCAUACCGACGGAGCCAUCAUGGAGACUCUGCACGAGGAUUUGUUUCGAGAUGUUGACGCAGAGGACGAGGCUGACUUGUACGACCAAAUGCCUGAUUCAUCUUGCACUGGACCCAGAAAGAGCUGCGCAAGGUGCCAAGAGCUUGGAAGACGCUGUUAUCGCUGUCGACGAAACAAAAACACGAGGAUAGACGAGACGCCUCCCAAAAAGUCAUCGCUUGAGUUGAUUCUGGGAUCUGCAGCUUCGCGACGGCGAUCUCCAAUCGACGAAACACCACGGGAGCCCACUAGAACCACCAAAGACACACCAACAAGGGCAAGACCUCAAGAAGCUACCCGAGACACUAGAACUACUUACUCGGAGAGGACAUACACAUGUCAUAGUACCUAUUGCAGCGAAUAUGAUUCAUGGUCCAGAAGUACCACACGAGCAAGUACAGAAGGACGAGCAGGUCAGAACGUCGACAUGCGCCCCGUCGACGCAGGAGCAGCAGCUAUACUCGCCCCCGAUCUCGCCAUCGUUACUAUCGGCAUGCAGAAGAAUCUCAGCGCCGUCCGCGUUAUCGUCGAUCAGAUGUUCAGUUCGAGGUCCUCAAAACCUGUGCCGGCUGGCAACUACUCUCAACAAAAUGCCAUGCUGAGGAGCUUACGAAAGGUCGUCGUACCCAUUACCAUGAGCACCGACACUUGGGAGGACCGUUCACGGAUCCUUCGCGCUGCAACACUUGCAGGUGGCUACCUACCGAGGACAUCGCAUUCAAAAAUGUCAAGGUGA
Molecule: messenger RNA, 813 nt
Organism: Fusarium graminearum PH-1
Lineage: Eukaryota; Fungi; Ascomycota; Sordariomycetes; Hypocreales; Nectriaceae
Exons: 3
Coding region: 1-813 (270 amino acids)
Source: RefSeq, a predicted model, not a curated record